GCCGAGUUCCCCCCUCGGCACCACACCCGUCGUCGCGCCUUAGUUGCCCCGCAGCUGCCGCGCGCGUCCGUCGCAUACUCUAUGCGACCUCGCUAUCCUUCUACCGUAAUAUGGAUAUACUGCAAAUCCGCGUUCUUAUCAACACCCAGUUCGCUUAUUUGUGGUUCUGCGAAGUCUUUGACAAAUAUAAAUGGAUUAUAUUGUAAAGUGUCACAGGAAACUAAGAGUUUUUUAAGAUAAGAGUGUGUUUGAACGGUGCAAAUGUGAAUUUAUAUUUAUACAAGUGUAGUGAAGUAUUAACUUAUUUAUUAUUUAACAUAUCCAGAUAUAUGAGGACCCAAACAUGGAACGUUACAAACCCGAUGCGUUACGAUGGCGUGCUUCCUACAACAGUGAUUUAAAUUUAAACUAGUGCAUAGUGGUCCUAAAGUCUGAUCUGUUAGACUGCAUUAAAUUAUUUAUUAGUUAGUGUUUAUAUCGUGUGGAUUAUGCUGAUCAAUACGUUUUUGGACACGGAGGAUUUCGUGCAUUUGUAUUACCCCGAGGAUGAGCCAGCGGCCGUGCAAGGCUGUGGGGCCGGCGCGCGCAUGGCGUCCAAAUACCCGCCGAGACCACCCUCGCCAGAAUACUCACAGGUGGUAGUGCCAUCAACAAGCGAGAUGGGUGAUCGAGAGCGGUACCGUGCGCCUCCUCAGCCAGAGCCGCCACCACACAGGGUGCGAGCUGCCGAUUUGUAUCCUCGCCUACGGACACAUUACGAUGAACCUGGCCUAGAUGCAGGGUUCACACCCAUAUGUGGAGAAUUUGUACAGUGGGUGGGCCGAACAACAGACGGCGGAACUAUCGCAAUGUCCAACUACCGUCUCCACGUCCAGCCUCGACGGAGGAACGACCCUGGUGCGUCCAUACCACUACGUCUCAUUGACGUUCCGGAGAUACGAGAUUUGUUGCACUUGAUUGUGCUUUGCAAAAACGGAAGACAACUUAAAUGCACAUUCACCACAGGGGAUCAAUGCAUAGAAUGGUGGAGGCGGCUAACAACCGCGCUUGCCCCUAUAGGAUCCGUUCAGGAGACAUUCGCCGCGGCUUACGCGGCGUGGGCCAAAGAACAGCCGCCCACGUCAGUGCACAGAGCACUAAUGAGGGCUUCACAGUCUCCACAAAGACAUUGGUUUGGUCCUGAGGUGGAGCGAUUAGGCUUCACUGCUAAGGGCGCGUGGCGGGUGACGGCAGCUAACGCGGAGUACAAGCUGUGCUCCUCAUACCCACCUCUUCUUGUAGUGCCAGCGUCCGUCUGUGAUGAAGACCUAGAUUCCGUAGCUCGGUUUCGCGCCAUGCGUCGUAUCCCGGCAGUGGUGUGGAGACAUCGGGGCAAUGGUGCUGUGAUCGCUCGGUCGUCGCAGCCUGAGGUGGGCUGGCUGGGCUGGCGCUCCAGCGAGGACGAAAGGCUAUUAGCUGCCUUCGUCAGCGCCUGCAACGCUGACCGGGGCAUGCAGCCGCCUAAUAACAAUAAGCAACUAAAACUCUUGAUCGUGGACGCGCGUUCAUACGCGUCUGCGGUAACCAACCGCGCGCGAGGCGGCGGGUGUGAGUGCCAACAGUACUAUCCGGCCGCAGACAUACAGUUCAUGUGUCUGCCCAACAUACAUCAUGUAAGGCGGAGCUUCCAGCAGAUGAGGACUUUGGCAGCCGAACCCAGUGAACAGGCCAAUUGGCACAGCAAUUUGGAACGAACACUAUGGCUGCAGUAUGUGUCAGGCGUAAUACGCGCGUCCAGCGUGGUCGCGCGCGCUGUGGCCGGGGGCAGGCCAGUUCUGGUGCAUUGUUCCGAUGGAUGGGACCGCACGCCCCAGAUCGUGGCCGCUGCCCAACUCAUACUGGACCCAUAUUACAGAACUUUAGAGGGCUUCCGUACACUGAUCGAGCGCGAAUGGCUGGACUUCGGUCACAAGUUCGCGGACCGGUGUGGUCACCAGUUUGGCCCCGAAGAUCCCAACGAAAGAUCUCCAAUCUUCCUGCAGUGGCUUGACGUAGUCCAUCAGAUGAUGCUGCAAUUCCCUUGCAGUUUUGAGUUCAACGAAGCAUAUCUGAUAAAACUGGGAACGCACGUGCACUCGUGCAUGUUCGGCACGUUCCUAUGCAACACAGGGCUAGAACGCAUCGAGUGCCGAGCGCACGACCUCACGCCUCACGUCUGGCAUCUACUGCGGGCGCCCGCCUACAGGAACCAUCUUUACUCGCCGCAUCAACUCGACCAGCAAGCAAUAUGGCCGGAAUACUCGGUGCGGACUAUGUGCGUGUGGAGCGGGAUGUUCUGCGAGAGUCCGCGCGACGAGCCGCGCACCGAGCACAGGCCCGACCUGCCGCCGCAACAACUACAUACUGCACAACCACAUAAUGGUCUGAUGACUAAAACGAGAUCAUGUGACAACCUACUGAAUGAGGGCGAGCGUACUGAGCGAACGACACAGAGGCGAUCUAGUGAUCCCAGCCUCGCAGCUGAUGUUAUGAAACUGUCGAUGGUAGUGGGAGGCGAGUGUGAGAACAAACGCGAGUGUCGCGCCGCGCUCACUGACAGCUGCGUCGACGAGCUGCCCGUACUGCCCGUCCCAGCCGACUCCGGGCCCGACACGGUGGAUGGUCUACAUCCAGACCAUUUUGAGAACAGCACUCGUCUUCCUCGCGACAUCGCCAGUGGAUCAUCUUCAUUAGAACGAGAGCUAGGCGGUGCCGCAGACCUUUCCGACAAAAUUAUACCCGAUCAAGUCAUAGACCAUACAGAAGAUUUGACCACGUCAGACAAUAGCCAAGUUAAUGGUACUGCGGAAAGCGUCUCUGACGUCGCAGCUAGCGUCGCCUCGCCUGACGUCGACACCCCCGAAGAACCACCCGUGUUCGUCUGUGAUACUUACUCCGAUGUCAUCGGGAUGGCUGAGGCUGCUAGAGAAUCAGCUCGCACGAGAAACAUUAGCAUAACCUGGCGCUCCGUAUCGGAGUCUAGCAACCAGUCUUCCACCGGUUUUGAGAUCAACGAGGCUCGAGCAGAACCACCAGCUUCUAGAAACACGUCCCACGAUUCCUCGCCAAUGGACAAUCACACUACUGAAGAUAGGACGAACCACAACGUGGUGACUGAAGACCAUACAACAGAGAUUGGUGUAACCAACGGAACAGUGAACGGAAUCGAUGACGUUGGGACGAAGUUUUUAGAAGUUGAUCUAAAUGGAGGAGCGACAUCAAGCAGCAUUAGUUCAGAGAGUGAGGGCGAGGCACACACACAGCCACGGCGGACUGCACACACACAUACACGCACCCGUGUGGCCAGUCAGCUCACUCUAUGUCCAACAUCACCACGCCGAAUUGCUUGUUGCCACUGCUCCAGACGAGCUAGUAAUACCAGUGGAAUCGAGACAUCGGGUGAGUCAGGCGGCAGCUCGGAGAUAUGUUGGUGCGGCGUGUGCGGCGGCGCGCUGGGCGGCGCGCGCGUGCGCUGCGUGUGCGGCGCCCCCGCGCCCGCCGCCGCCGCGCCCGCCGCGCAGCGCGCAGACCCCGUCGACGGCCUGCCGCCCGCCCUCGACCCGCUGCAAGCCCGUCUCCAUCAGAUCAUACUCUAUCAAAAGAAAGUAGUGGAGGAACUAAGCGGCCAAUUACGCGAAGCGCGCGAAGCAUUGCGUCUGUCAUCGCCACCCGCACCCGCCCCGCCCCCAGUACCACCAGCCGCCACGCCUACGCAAAAAACGAGCAGUGGUAGUGGGUCGGUGCGCGGCAGCGGCAGUAGCAGUGGCAGCGCGUCCGAAGUAGAGGUGGGCGAGGAGGCGCGCGGCGUCGUCUGGCUGCCCGACAGCGCCGUCCCGCGCUGCCAGUACUGUAGGAACCACUUCUGGCUCGCCAGGCGGCGUCACCACUGCAGACGGUGCGGUGGCAUCUUCUGCGGGUCAUGCUCGGAGAUGUCGUCGUGGGGCGACUGCGGCAGCAUGCGCGUGUGCCGCCGCUGCCGUGCGCUGCGGUGACUGGGCGCCUGGUACCGGGCCGGCCGCGCGCCGACCUCCUCCCGCCUCUGCCGCCCGUCUACAUACAUUAGCGUUCCUAUAACAAUACAGAAGCAAUACAAAACUAUAGUUACGUCUAAACAGUUUUACGUUAAAUAACUAGUCAAGCCGCUUCGAUAACUAGCUUGUGAAACGUUUUCAAAACGCUAUUUAUCUACGAACUGUGUAUGAGAAUUAUAAUUGAUUGUCAUCUUUAUUUUCAUUAAUAUCACCAUGACAUUAUUGUUUCAUUGAAUGUGCUAACGACAUUUACCGACCGUAGUCCGAACAGUUGGGUGGGGAGUGACGUGUAACGUGAAGUGGGACGAUCUAGUCUGUCGAGGUGUGUGGGCGUUGUAUGGCAGGUCGCGGUAAUGUAGUUAGGAAAUGGUAUAGUGAAUUGUUACGCGAAGGCUGACUUUCUACGAUUAAUAUUUAAACUUUUUUCUACGACUGUUUUUUUCGGUCUGUAUAAAUAAAUUCACUAAAUGUAUUUUUUCUUUUCGAUUCUUUUUUGUUAUGUUUUGUUAGUCGAGACAGCGAUGGUUGUACCCUGGCCCAACAGGUGUGAAUACACUCACGUAACACUUUGUAUAAACUUGUUUUUUUUUUCUUUUUAUUUUGUAUUAUAGUGUUUCGUUUGUUCUAUAAUUAUUUUUGUACAGUAAGGUACUUUGUUUCACACUUGGUCAGACACUGCGACUUCCCCGGCCGACUGUCUGGCUCGCUGGUCCGCGUGGCUCGGCUCGGCUCGGGGAUCAAUAGCCUUAAAUAAGACUUAAUUUGUAUAUUCGACAUUUUCCAUUAAUUUCAAAUGUAUAAGAUACAUUUCUUUGUACUAAUUAAUAUUCGACUGAAUUCGCUUAUGGAUAAGAAUAGAUGUCUAUAUUGGACAUAUUGAUUUAUAAAAUCCAUUCUAAGCUUUAUGGUUAUGUUGAUACAUUUAUAUUGUGGACUAAAUUUUCACCUAAUUUCGUAGAGUAGAGCGUCAGAGUUCUGUAUUUUAUUUGUGAUAUUGUGAUGAUAAUUUUGUAUAAUGAUUAAGAGUUUAAUAACAUGUUGUUAGAGGUUAAAUUUUACAGGUGAUUACUUUAACCCUCGCGGUGCGUUGAUUUUGCUGUUGUUGCAACGAUUGCCGUGUACGUAGGACCAUCCCGCGAUUCCUGUCCCGGGUCUCGCGCGCCCAACGCCGCGGCGACGAGCGGACAGAUAACUAAACAGCCUUAUACAACUUUCCAAGACAAUUUCAACCCUCUCUUCUAUACCAUAGCUGUUACUUUUCUUCAAACGUUUUUAUACAAACUUCGUACUGUAUCCGCUCCGUCGCCGAUGGUCGCGCGACAGCAAAUCUGCUUCGUAUAUAAAUAAAAUGAUUUUGUAAUUUAUUCGUAAACUGAGGGGAUUGUUGUUAACUGCAUAUAUUUUAUAUUGUAAAGGAAAAGCUCGGAGUAACGUGUAAGUAUUGUCGAAGUGCAAAACUUGUUUGUGACCAAUGAAUAUUGACACGAUGUGAAAUAAAGCAUAUUUAGUUUUAUGA
This is a messenger RNA of Spodoptera exigua (beet armyworm), 5565 nucleotides long. The record is from the annotation of a GenBank genome assembly. Lineage: Eukaryota; Metazoa; Arthropoda; Insecta; Lepidoptera; Noctuidae.